AUGACAGAAGUAAGGAAAUAUCUUGUUAGAAAGGUACCUACAAACAAAUCUAUUCAGACAAGACAAAUGCCAGAUAGUGAUUACAGUUCUCCAGCAUUUUAUUUAUCAGAGGGUUACCCAUGUAAAGAGUGGCUUAGAGAUAGAUUCUACACAGUAUUAGUUAUAGAAUUAAGAGGAUUGAAUUAUCAAAGAACUCAUUUGUCAAAAUUCGCAAAAGAGUGUUUGUUAACAAGCAAUCAACGAUGCAUAUGA
This is a messenger RNA of Dictyostelium discoideum AX4, 252 nucleotides long. RefSeq lists its product as hypothetical. The record is from RefSeq and is a predicted model, not a curated record. Bases 1 to 252 code for a protein of 83 amino acids. The transcript has a single exon. Lineage: Eukaryota; Evosea; Eumycetozoa; Dictyosteliales; Dictyosteliaceae.